Ceutorhynchus assimilis (cabbage seed weevil) is the source of this 3719-nucleotide messenger RNA. Lineage: Eukaryota; Metazoa; Arthropoda; Insecta; Coleoptera; Curculionidae. The record is from the annotation of a GenBank genome assembly.
UACAGCAAAAGGUUGAUUGCAGUGACUCUGACGAGGCGUUUAUCUAGAACCAAAAAAUGGAAGAAGUACUGGAAAGAGAGGGCGAAUAUGAGGAUGCAGAAAUAAACGAAGUAAAUGUUAGAGAAUUAUCAGACAGCGAAGAAAAUGAUUCAGCCGAGGAUUUAACCAUUCAUUAUAUUGCUUUAAUGAAUGAAACAUCGGAGGAUAAAGAGCCAACCAUUCAUUUCGAACCACUAGAUCCAGUUCCUGAUGAAAAUUAUCCUAUUACUGCUGGGGAUGCAAACAAUCCAACACUUCUUUAUAUUGCAGUUGAAUAUUUAAAAAACAAUCUUGGAGCAAAUUUAGCAAAUCCGAGUGAACCUAUGUCUCCCGAAAAUUUCACAGACUAUGAUUCGCCUCAGGUUAGCCCUUUGGAUCCAAAUAUGAGCUCUGUCGCUCCUCAUAGCCCUUUACCAGUUCAAUAUCAAGAAAAUAGCAAUAGUGGACUGGAACCUAUCAUAAUUCAUCAAUUUAAUAAACCUGACGAAUCUUUUAUCAAUGACACACCUGAAGAAGACGAUUUGGUGAAUUUAGUACCAGAAAUGCCUAAUGUUUUAUGUAAUAGCGAUUUACAAUCUCAAGACUAUCAAUAUUUAGGAAUGAUUAAUGGUUCAAAUAUGGAUUUAAUGGGUCAGAAUGACGAUAUGCAGAUUUCAGAAAAUAAUAAUCAAGAAGUCGAAUUGCUGAUUCCUGAUCCAACAACAGGAAUAUUGUAUAGUGUAAAUGCUCAAGACUUCCUUGCUGAAAGCUGUUUGGAAAAUAACCAAGAGCUUCAAGAAAAUACUUCAUCAAAUCCAAUUCUAGAACAAAAUUUAUUUUCUACAACUGAUAUGAAUGACACAUAUAAUUCUGCAAUUAUUACAUCAUCGCCAAAUGAAGAAAAUUUGAAUGGCUCCAGUGGCCAAAAUGAUGUGUGUUCUGUAUACGGCAAAGUUCAUACUCGGAGUAAUUGUCCUAGCAAUAUUGAUGAAGAAGAAAAAUUGUUGUCGUGUGUCUACAGUAUCACAGAUAAACCAAUCUUAUCCAAGGCCCGAGCUUCUUUGCCUGAAACCUAUUUGACUCUUUCAAAAAUUGAUGGAGAAGAUGUAGUACUUGCAAGGAGAAAGAUUUCUAAAAGGACACAGUUUGGCCCUCUAAAAGGCAGUUUAACUGAAAAUGACAAUGGAAAUACAAAGUUUCUAAAGUUUGCUGAAGGCUAUAUAUAUAGUGUGGAUGUUUCUGAUGAAAAUCUGUCAAACUGGAUGGGUUUUGUGAGGAAAGCUCAGACAUAUGAAGAACAGAAUUUAAUUUUAACACAGGAAGGACAAGAUUUGUAUUUUACAGCUACAAUGGAUAUAAAUCCAAGAAAAGAGCUUAAGUUUGGGUAUAGUAGAGCAUAUGCCCGAUUAUUUAAUUUAGAUAUUAUAAAACCAAUAGAACAUACAUUUAAAAAAACUUGGACUUGCUAUGAGUGUUUUGAAAAAUUCUCGACCGCGGAAGAACUUAAUGGACACUCCAUUAUUCAUGCACAAGAUGAAAACACUAAACCAAAACGUAGAUAUAAAAGGCCAGCUAAGAACAAAACGCAAGUUGAUCUUGUAGAGUGCAAUAAUUGUUUGGAUUUAUUCUGUUCGACUGUGAGCUUUGUUACUUUGAAAAAUCAUUUGACCCAAAACCAUAAUGUAUUGGGCCAUAUCAAAAUUGAAGAUUAUUUUAGUAUGCAUCAAUUAUUUCAGUGCAACGUUUGCGAUAUUAAAUUCAAGCUAGAAAUACUCCUGAAAAUUCACAAACUUGAGCACUAUGCCGACAUGCGUUUGGAUCUAGCCAAUCAUGUAUGUCCUCAAUGCCAAAGGAAAUUUCCGACAAGGAAGCAAUUGGUAAUGCAUAUGCCUGCACAUGCAGUAGUAAAAAAUAUUACCAAAGAUGAUUCUGUGAAGUGUCCAAUAUGUCAUAAGAUAUUUGCGCAUUCUAUUAGGGUGCAGAAACACAUGUUAUGCCACGGAUCAGAAGAAAGCAAACCGCUACAAUGCAAUGUGUGCCAGAAGCGCUUUCUCACAGCAUCUGCACUAGCGUUUCAUGCAAAAACUCACGUUGUUGGUGUAAAACACUUUCAAUGUCCAAUUUGCAAGGAACGCUUCGAUCAAGUGCUCAAGCUGAGAAAACACAUCCCAGCGCAUCUCCAUAAUGACAUGUUCACAUGUCCCUAUUGUGAAAAAACGUUUACCAAAUAUAGCAUUAUUAGGAAGCAUAUUCGUUUCCACAAUGAGAGGAAGUACCACUGCACAGUAUGUCCUAAGUCUUUCCCUACACAAGAAAAUUUAAAGAAGCACAUGUUGAGACAUUCUGACCAUAGAGAAUUUUUAUGUUCAGACUGUGGAAAACAAUUUAAACGAAAAGAUAAGUUAGUGGAACAUAUCAAAAAGCUUCAUCUUGAAAAAGAAGUAAUUACCCAUGUACCUAGAAUACCUAGAGUUCGAAAUUCUGUAACAGUUAAUUUAAAAGAACCCGCUGAUUUUCAUAGAUUUAUUUAUAAAUGCUAUAAAUGUCUUGUUGGCUUUAAAAGAAGAGGCAUGCUAGUGAAUCAUCUAGUCAAACGUCAUCCUGAUAUAACACCAGAUUCUGUUCCUGAACUCAACUUGCCCAUACUUCAAACAACACGAGAUUAUUAUUGUCAAUACUGUGAUAAAGUAUAUAAGAGCAGUUCCAAGAGGAGAAUUCACAUAUUGAAGUUCCAUCCUGGAGCUGCCUUACCAGUUAAUAAAAAUCAGAAAGUUACUGGACCACCGCCUGCAGUUUCGGCUGCAACCUUUUCAACUACAGCAAGUGUAACAACUCGUCCAAAAAAAUGUGAGUGGUGUCACAAACAAUACGCGAGCAAAAGUAAAUUGUUACAGCACGUAAGAAAAGCGCACCCUUCAGAAGAAAACCUUUCUGCACAAAAAGUUCCUAUGAUAGAUUUCAAAGAAAUCGAUUCUGCGACCCUCGACGGUAUUCCUGAGAGUCCUUUGGGAAAACUUCCGGAGCAAAUUAUUAAUUUCAUGCCUAUUACCAAAGAUGUAGAACCGCCGGCAUACUUGAUCAAUCAAAAUGACGAGUUUUCAGAUGUACUACAAAAUCAAUAUACCACUGACGGCAAUAUGACUGAUAUAACUAAGGCUGUGAUUGAUAGAUUGAUUGAUGAAGAUUCGAAAUAUUUACAUUUGUCAAUAGACGAAGGAGAACUGGAAAAUACAAAUUCGCAUUUAUACCAAUUGUUGACUUCUAAUGACCAUCUCAAUCCCAUUAAACUGGCAGUGAGUUUGGACUUAAUGAAAGUGGGAGCAGAUACAAGAGAAGGCAGGUCGGAGAAGGAAAUAAAAGCAGUGGGAGAUCUCAGGAAGUCGGUGAACCCUAAUACACCUCUCGCGGAUAUUAAAACACUUCGGCUUGGCCAAUUCACACCAGGAAAAAUUAGGCCAGUCAAAGUGAUUUUCAAUACGGAAGAAGCUGUGACGGAAGUAAAUGCGUUGUCCGUCCUCAGAUUCAAGGGUAUACUGGCUGGAACAGGAAAAUAUUUAAAAUAUGACCAAACUAAAGCACAAAGAGCCUACUUAGGCAAGGUUAUGCAAGAACUUGAGGAGAUAACAGCGAAGGGUGUCAAAUCCAGAGAGGCCAUGGCAAAUGCUGAAGGCGGCCAACAGCGGCCAAAAAACUCCCAAUAA